GCCUAAAAAAGUUGAUCACGAGCGGACACUGGGCCAGCUUCAUUCCACUAGCAUUCACCAUAUUCCGUACACCCUUUUCUCUCAAUCUAUCUCUCUCAUUCACACGCAAAACACGCACUUACUCUCACACUCAUCUCAUCUUCUAUUUACAGUUGCAACAGCCUUUUUACAGUCGCUUUUGUGCUCUAUUUUUCACCAUUUCUUGUUCUCAAAAUUGUGUGUAAUCCCUUUUCACAUGGCUAGAUGUUUGGUUCUGGUGCUUGUGCUCAUUUUAGCCAUGGCUGCUCAUUCGAGUGCCAUUUGGUGCAUUUGCAAGGAGGGAUUGAGUAAUCAAGCCUUGCAAAAGACACUGGACUAUGCAUGUGGUGCAGGGGCUGAUUGCAAUCCCACUCAUCAAAAUGGACCUUGUUUCAACCCCAACACUGUGAGGGCUCACUGCAAUUAUGCCGUGAACAGUUAUUUCCAAAGGAAAGGCCAAACCCCAACAGCCUGUGAUUUUUCAGGCACUGCCUACACAGUCACAUCUGAUCCCAGCACGACUGGAUGUUCUUACCCUGCAAGUGCGAGCGGCACAGCCACGCCAGUAUCGACCACCACGACACCUUCCACCAGCCUUCCCAGUGGUGGUUCGCCGGUCGUCACAACUCCUUCCACAGGCAUACUAGGUGGUGGUAGCAGUGGCCUAGGCCCUUCUAGCAUCAACAAUGACAUUAGUGAUGCCGAGAUUUUACUAAGAAAAAGCAGCCUCCCCUCCAUUAUCGCCCUGUUUUUGGGACUCGUUUUCUUGUGUGGUUAAAGAAGAAAGAUGAAUGACUCUUAAUGGGAAGUGUUGGCUAUUCCAGAUCCAUAUCAGAAAGUGAUGAUGUGCAGAAAUGAACAUGCAUGUGAAUCUAUAUUUUAAGACAACCUUAAUUUUGUUCUUUCGUGUAUUUACGGGCUUCAAAUUUCCUUCAGUGUGUAGUUGCUGUUUGCUAGUCCACAUAUGCUUUAUGAUAACUGGAUGUCUGUUAAUUAAUACUUUGGGUUUUUCAUUAA
This is a messenger RNA of Olea europaea var. sylvestris, 1035 nucleotides long. Its product is annotated as PLASMODESMATA CALLOSE-BINDING PROTEIN 3-like. The record is from RefSeq and is a predicted model, not a curated record. The transcript is spliced from 4 exons. The coding region runs from base 236 to 796 and encodes 186 amino acids. Lineage: Eukaryota; Viridiplantae; Streptophyta; Magnoliopsida; Lamiales; Oleaceae.